AAAGGCGUUAGGCCCGCAGCGUUACACUCAGAAGUAAACAGAUGUAACUAGCAGAAACAGCGUUAAAUGUGUUACUUCAGUACUCGGUGACCACAAAUCCACCACGUCAGGCUAAUUCGUCUGAGCCCAAACUUAAGGGUUACGACUUGCAUUUACAGUUCAAGUUUCCCAAACUCGCCAGUUUUUAUGAAUUGACUCUCUUGUUAACACAGAUUUCCAGACGGCUCCCCAGUAGAUCCCAAUUCUGUGCGUCUGGGAAGAGGCCUGGUUAUCAGUAUUUCACGGGUUCGGUGCCGCCCUGUUCUACUCGGCAAAGAGAAACCUCUCCGCCCGCCUGGUAAAGGACCUGACGCUGGCGGGCGUCGGGAACUGCUUCGGCAGCCCGGGACGCCGGCUCCGGGAAGCACCCAACGGGGUGGUAGGAACACAAUCAAACAAGCCUGUAAUCACCCCUCUUCCCCGGAACUGGCCUCCUCAGCUCUUGCGGGAAGACACUCCUGGGAGUUCCCAAACAGCCUAAGAGGAAACUAUUACCACACUACAGGAUGCGCUCUUGGCUACCAAAAACCGCGAGAAGCCACCGCCGGCCCCACUCCCCACCGCCUUCCUUUAGUGCUUCUUCCCUCUCUCUGGGAGAACCCGAGGAGAAGACACGCGAGAUACAGGCGCGGGGGCGUGGUCCCACUCUGACCAAUGGAAAAUGAGGGCGUGGCCCCGAGCCUUUCUUUCAUUGGCCCAGGGUCCCAAGGCGCCCUGCCUGGGCGCGCCGCCGCGGAAGUCGCUCGAGAGCCUGAACGUGGUCUCUGGUUUAGGUCCGGCCACUCGGCUGCCGCCAUCAUGGUGCGGAAGCUUAAAUUCCACGAGCAGAAGCUGUUGAAGCAGGUGGACUUCCUGAACUGGGAGGCGACCGACCACAACCUGCACGAGCUGCGAGUCCUGCGGCGCUAUCGGGUGCAGCGGCGCGAGGACUACACGCGCUACAACCAGCUGAGCCGUGCGGUGCGCGAGCUGGCGCGGCGCCUGCGCGACCUGCCCGAGCGCGACCCGUUCCGCGUGCGCGCCUCGGCCGCGCUGCUGGACAAGCUGUAUGCUCUCGGCCUGGUGCCCACCCGCGGCUCUCUGGAGCUCUGCAACUUCGUCACGGCUUCGUCCUUCUGCCGCCGCCGCCUGCCUACUGUGCUCCUCAAGCUGCGCAUGGCGCAGCACCUCCAGGCUGCCGUGGCGUUCGUGGAGCAAGGCCACGUGCGCGUGGGCCCCGACGUGGUGACUGACCCCGCCUUCCUUGUCACGCGCAGCAUGGAGGACUUUGUCACUUGGGUCGACUCCUCCAAGAUUAAGCGGCAUGUGCUGGAAUACAAUGAGGAGCGCGAUGAUUUCGAUCUGGAAGCCUAGCGGGUCUCCCUCUCCCCGUGGUUGCUGUUUACAGAUGGGAACACUGAGGCCUGAUGCUGGAGAUUCUGGGAGGGUGUCAGCCAGUCGUAGGUUUUUACUAACUUCAACUGCAGGCCAUGCAACAGAGCCAAGGGAGGUGCGUCCCUGUUUCCCAGGAAAUUCUCUUAGAACUUGGACUACUGAUAAUUAAAUGACUGUGCCUUGGGAAACACGGGGAAGUGGUUUUGUGCUGCCCUGGGUAAUUGUUAACUUCUUGUGCCCGAAACAUUGUAAUGUGAAAGCAAGAACUACUCGCGCCAUCCCCACCGCCCCAUUUUCCUUUAUCGUCUUGUAGCAGGACUGAUUCACUUUAUUUAACUCGAAUUCUUGCGUCUGGCUGUGAUUAAGCUGUGUACGGAUAGACAAUUUGGGCUCAAGUUUUCGUUAAAUGGGUGAGACUUCAGUGUUCAGGGGGUCUCCUCCCUCGUUUAAAGGAAUGCUUUCCUAAUGCCAAUAAAUGGCCCAACUGCUUGUAAGUGCAA
This is a messenger RNA of Lemur catta (Ring-tailed lemur), 1913 nucleotides long. It is a transcript of the gene IMP3, whose product is annotated as IMP U3 small nucleolar ribonucleoprotein 3. Gene Ontology annotation, biological process: rRNA processing. The record is from RefSeq and is a predicted model, not a curated record. NCBI's taxonomy places the organism in Eukaryota, Metazoa, Chordata, Mammalia, Primates, Lemuridae. Bases 694 to 1392 code for a protein of 232 amino acids. The transcript has a single exon. Gene Ontology annotation, cellular component: small-subunit processome; Mpp10 complex; small ribosomal subunit. Gene Ontology annotation, molecular function: snoRNA binding; structural constituent of ribosome; rRNA binding.